This is a messenger RNA of Lepus europaeus (European hare), 2149 nucleotides long. RefSeq names its product hes related family bHLH transcription factor with YRPW motif like (gene HEYL). The transcript is spliced from 5 exons. Gene Ontology annotation, biological process: Notch signaling pathway; regulation of transcription by RNA polymerase II; anterior/posterior pattern specification. The record is from RefSeq and is a predicted model, not a curated record. Gene Ontology annotation, cellular component: nucleus. Gene Ontology annotation, molecular function: protein dimerization activity; DNA-binding transcription factor activity, RNA polymerase II-specific; RNA polymerase II cis-regulatory region sequence-specific DNA binding. Lineage: Eukaryota; Metazoa; Chordata; Mammalia; Lagomorpha; Leporidae. The coding region runs from base 1 to 987 and encodes 328 amino acids.
AUGAAGCGACCCCGGCAGCCGAGCGGCUCGGACGGCGAGUCCGACGGCCCCAUCGACGUGGGCCGCGAAAGCGAGCUGAGCCAGAUGGCCAGGCCGCUGUCCACCCCCAGCCCUUCGCAGAUGCAAGCCAGGAAGAAGCGCCGAGGGAUCAUAGAGAAACGGCGCCGAGACCGCAUCAACAGCAGCCUUUCUGAGUUGAGGCGCUUGGUGCCCACCGCGUUCGAGAAGCAGGGCUCUUCCAAGCUGGAGAAGGCGGAGGUCUUGCAGAUGACAGUGGAUCACUUGAAAAUGCUGCACGCCACUGGCGGGACAGGAUUCUUUGAUGCCCGAGCCCUGGCCGUGGACUUCCGGAGCAUUGGAUUUCGGGAGUGCCUCACCGAGGUCAUCAGGUACCUGGGGGUCCUGGAAGGGCCCAGCAGCCGUGCAGACCCCGUCCGGAUUCGCCUUCUGUCGCACCUCAACAGCUACGCAGCUGAGAUGGAGCCGUCGCCCAUGCCUGCUGGCCCACUAGCCUUCCCUGCCUGGCCCUGGUCCUUCUUCCAUAGCUGCCCAGGGCUGCCGGCCCUCAGCAGUCAGCUUGCCAUCCUGGGAAGAGUGCCCGGCCCCGUCCUCCCCAGCGCCUCCUCUCCCGCCUACCCCAUCUCCAGCCUCCGAACCACUCCCGUGCGCAGAGCCGCUGGCGCCGUCCUGCCGGCCCGGAGGCAUCUGCUGCCCAGUCGCGGGGCAUCGUCCGCCCGGAGGGCUCAUGCCUUGGAGAGGCCAGCCGCCCCUGUCCCCGCAGGCCCCAGCAGCAGAGCUGCCAGGAGCACCCAUGUGGCUCCCCUCCCGCGCUCCUCCUCCCCCACAUCCCCUGACGCUGUGGGGUCUGCUUCUCACGUGGCUGUUCCCGAGCCCAGCCCGUCUUCCCUGGGGCCGGCUGGAAGGCCUGUGGGAGCCGUGCGCUACCGCUCCUGGGUCUCUGAAAUCACAGAAAUUGGGGCUUUCUGAGCUGGUGCCCCGCCCCGCCCCCCAAGGCCCCCAGCCAGAAGUGAGGGAGAGUCUUUCUCCAAGAGCUGUAAAAACGGCACAGCCUUUGAUGCACAGCUCCCCAGACUGGCCCCUGUGGGAAGACGCCCUCCUUCCGUCCGCCUCGCCUCCUCUCCACCCCUCCUGGCUCGCCCGCCCAGCAGUGCUGGAGCUGUUCUGGUCUUGACCCUCAGUCCGGGUUCUCACCUGCAUGGAUGAAUCUUGGAAGAGCCCCUCAGGGCAAUACCCAGAGCCCUCUCUUGCCCGGCAUGCAUGGGGCAGCAGGCAUGACUCUUGGCUCUGGGAACGAAGCUUCAGCUACCGGGGCCGAGGCAGGUGGAUUCUACAAAAGGACAGGCCCCAUUAGGGACAAUGACUGGCCGGCUGCAGCCUGUCCCCUGGGGGCCAGAACACGGUGACUGCCUCAUUUCCUGGAGACAGUAACUCAGCAGGAACCACCAAGAAGUCCCCAGGGAGCCCUCUGUGCCCCUGCCUGCCUGUGGCCUGCUCCCUGGCACUGACCACAGGACAGACACCUUCUCAGACCCCACAGCCACGGUGUGAAGACUGGAGGCCCGGGCUGCAGGCACCACCUUCUGCAGCACACUGCUGAUCCGACAAGCCCCUGGAGCUUUGGGGACAGUGGCGAAACUGAGCCCCCAGGGCUCAGACAGCAUUCCCAGGCAAGCCCGGGCUGAGCUUCCUGCCCUUCCUGUCACCAUCCUCCAGGCAUGUGGUCCCUCCCGGCGGGUGCACAGUGGGCAAGGGCCAUGGCCCCACAUGAUGGCGCCCAGAGAGGAAUCCUUUAGGGACUCAGCACCAGACAUCUGCACCGUGUGGCUUGCAUCAGGCUCCCAGAGCCCAGACUGCUGGAACGGCCAAGGGCUGUCGGGAUGAACAAAAAUAACCACGAACCCAGGCAGGAGGAAGGACAACCAGAGGCGGCUCAGCGUUGCAGGGUCACCCGUGGGUCGAGGGCCUGAGAUCCCGCUCUGCCAGGAUUCCACACAGCCGCUAUCCAGGGGCCGUUUCAUGAGCCAGCUCUCGCCCUCUAGCAGAGGGCACAAAUGGCCCAGGCCCCACACCCAGGGGAGCAGCAGACUGGCCUGGCACUCAUAGGACCAGGCAGGCCUCGCCAGCUGAA